This is a messenger RNA of Rotaria socialis, 4122 nucleotides long. Lineage: Eukaryota; Metazoa; Rotifera; Eurotatoria; Philodinida; Philodinidae. The record is from the annotation of a GenBank genome assembly.
AUGAUUUCAUUUAGCAAAUAUAAAACAUCUGAAAUAUCAUCCAGCGUAAAUUAUGUCUCUCGUUUUUACAAUCAGAACUUUCUUGCUUAUUCUCCUCAUCAUGAUCUGUUAAUAUUUAUUGAGCCCAAACAUCAAUUGCACGUAUACAAUGCACAAACCAUUCGUCUGAUUGUAAAUUUACCAACUUCGAAUAUUAUUUUUGCUACAUCAUGCACAUCAUUAUCAAUGAAUGAUCAUCGUGAUGUGUUUUUCGUAUAUGAAUCACAUUUAGAAUCAAAUAUUCUAUUGCUACGUGUUUGUGAAAUGAGUUUCAAUAAAAUUAUACUGCAAUUUGAAGAGAAGAUUUGUGUUCAAACAUUAAAAAUAUCUUCAAAUAAAACAGAUAUACAAGUUACUGGUUUUACGAUAAAGCGUAAUCACGCUGGAACUGAAAACUCGAUAUUAUUUAUAUCGACGGACAUUGGUCUUAUCUAUACUAUAUUUAAAACAUAUUCUGGUAUAUUGAUUAAUGAACCUGCUAUUUUAACUGAUACAUUGAAUGAAGGAAACGUGGUUACUACUUCAUCUGGUAUAAUCUAUUAUGCUAACAAACAAGAAAAUACAAUUCAUGAAUUGCGUAUAACACACGAUUUCCGUAUACGAUAUGGAAAAAUAAUUAAAAGUAAUGGUAUCAAAUCUCCAUUUGGUUUACUGACAGAUGAAUGUAAUCAUUUAUUUAUAACAACAAGAGCAUUGAUAUUUAUAAUGUCUCUUCAAAAAUAUGCAACAAUACGUAGUGUAUCUUCAAAAACAUCAUAUCUACCGAUAACACUUGAAAGAUUGAAUUCGACUUUAUACGUUUAUACUACAGUUAGAACGGAUGCUGAAAAAAAACCAUCCAAUUGGAUGUUUCAUUUUCUUUCGUUUAUUGAUCCCGAGAAACCAGUAUUCAUUAGUCAGCCCCCGGUUGUCAAUACAAAACAAUCAUGGGACUUCUCGUCGAUAAAAACGAACACUGCACAAAUAUAUACCCCUUUCGCUUCUACAUCUACUAAUAUCGACGAAGAAACUUCUAUGACAACGCCAAGUGAUUCAACAACAUAUGAAACUUCUAUGACGACGCCAAGUGAUUCAACAACAUACGAAACUUCUGUGUCAUUAAUGGAAUUUCAAAAGAAUUCAUCGAAUGGUAAUAUACCUUAUGAUGUAAACACGACGAUCAAUUCUUUAGAAUUAUUAAUAGCUGCUAACGCGUUUACAGCGGGUUUUCCAGAUAAAAAAGAUGAUCUAUCGCUCAACGAAAUUACCUUACUUCAAACUAAUAUAACACAAGAAUUAUUAGCAAAUUCUAGCUUAUAUCCAGAAAGCACGUUCUAUUCAACUGAUCCUAGUGAAACAGUUUCGGUAACAUCGUCAGAAAUAUUAGAAUCUAACAGUCAAAAUCUAACUUUUGUGAAUUCGCUUACAACAUCAAAUAUUAUUGAUGGCGACACUACUUCAGUAGACAAUAUAACGAUAUCAACGGGCACAUUCGAUGAAUAUACUCAGUUUUCAACGUUGAACUCUACCUUCACUGCAAUUACCAUGCUGAGUACAGAUGAUAACGACCAAGAUUUUGACGAGAAAAAUAGGCAAGAUACUUCAGAAAUCAAUGAAGACAAGUCAACUGUUCCAUUAUCAUUACCAAGUGAGAGUGAGAAUGGGUAUUUAUAUUCGUCAACAAUAACUCCACCUAAUGAAUCGAUUUCAUGGAUAGAAAACGCAAGCAGUACUACAAGCUUCAACAAUGACUCGAACGAUAGUCUUAGUGAAAAAUUCCCGGCAAUCACAUACCAACCAAUGAAUGAGACAGAAAACUCAACAUCAUUCAUGACAGUUACUGAUGUCGUCAAUCAAGAGAUGACAUUGGAAAUGAAUCAAAACAAUGCUUCAUUGCUGUCAAUAGAUGCUAAUGUAUCAGCUACCCUAUACUCAUCAUCACCGUUUAUUGCAUCUAGUACAGUUUCUAUUUCCACAAUGCAUUCUUCAUUAUCAUCAUCACUUCACCGUUCACAUUCACUUCUGAGCACAAAGCCAACUAAAGUUAAUCGAUUAUCAACUUCAAGAGAAUUCCUAGCAACAACUCAACUAAUAUCAGCGUCAACUACUGCAUCACAAAUGACUGAUCCUGUCCAUGUGACAGAUAUCACUAAGAAAAGUUCCACUAGUGCUUUCUCUGAAGAAUCUUCUUCUUUGCCAACUACUACUACUACGACGACGACGCAUAAUGAUAGGUUCACAUCUAAAUUUUCAACCAUCGUCUCUAACGAAUCACUGACGUCUACAACAUUUUUAGAACCAAGUACUAUUGAUUAUACGACACUGAAAACUUCGAAUGAUGACGAGAGUCUUGCAGUUACCACUGCUCAAAUAUUUGAAGCAACAACCGAGCUAUCAACAUUGUCGUCAUCGACUACAGACGAACAUUCUACGCUCGCUAUAACUUAUUCAUCAACCAAAUCGAGUAGGAGUUCUACAAAAGAAUUCGAUACAUAUCGAACUCGUAAACGUAAAAACUCGCGUAGAAAAUCACGAACAUCAACGAUUACUACAAAUGUUGCAUUCGUGCAAACAACCAAUGUACAUCAUAGCAUGUUAACUUCUACUCUAUUCUCUAUUUAUCAUUCAAAUUUAACAUUUUCUGACCACACAACGUUUAUAAUCAAACCUUCCUUAACAACAAAUAUACUUCUAUCGAAUGAAUUAUUUAAAGAAUUAUUAAAUAGUACAAGUAAUUAUUCGACUGAAAAAUGUAUUUAUCUCAAUUUAAUCGAUAUUCCACCAUCAUCAUGGAAUCUUUCAUUAAACACCACUGAAAGUGUUGUUCUAGAUAUAGCAUUACCACCUUCUUCUCAUAUGACCGGAAUCACGAAUUUAACAAUGGGUGAUAUUGAAGCGAAUCACUUAUCGACAAAUAUUAUUGGCUUACCUAUUAAUUUACAAGUUGAUAACGUACAUGCAAGCAAAUUUUCAUUAUCAAUGAAUCAAACAGAUAAUAAUGUCAAUCAAUUGCCAUCGAAUUUAAUCAUCGGCCGUAUUAAGGCUGAACAAUUUGAAUUAAAUUUGAUAAAGUCAGAUAAUAUGGAUAUAAACGUUCAACAAAUUGAUUCUGAAACAGCUGAUAUUUAUUUGGACAGUCAAUUUUGUGCGAAUGACAAUACUUUAGGAAUAAAUUUAAAUCUUACAAAAAAUGGAACUAUUCGUUAUGGUAAUCAAAAACCGAUUCAUAUAGGACCAGUUGUUACUCGAUUGAGUAUGCCUAAACAAUCAUGUGGCCUUGAUCAGCCGUUAAAAUUUUUUUUUGAUAUAUGCCAAACGGAAAGUCCAUGUUUAAAUGGUGGUACUUGUACAUCUCUUAUGCCGGAUUAUGAUAAAGAAUCUUCUGAUGAACAAUCAACAGAAAUCCGUUAUCAAUGCAGUUGUCCAUUGGAUAUAUCAGGUGACCAUUGUCAAUAUUUAAAAUAUCCAUUUGGCUUUUGUACAAAUGGUGGAACUUUAAUUGAAGUCGUUGGCUUAAAUAAUAAAAAAAGUGAACAAUGUUUGUGUCCAGAGGGUUUUCAGGGCGAUUUCUGUGAAGAUAAUAUUGAUGAUUGUACAAAUAUAAAAUGUUCUCAUCAUGGUAUAUGUAAAGAUGAUAUGAAUUCGUAUAAAUGUUUAUGCUUUGAUGGAUAUUAUGGAAAUCAAUGUGAAGAAAGAAGUGUGCAAACAGUUUUAUUCCAAAUUGCAACUAAAUCCUUUGCUAUUGUAGCAAUUUUAUUAAUUGUUUCUAUUGCUUGUCUUGCUAUUGCAUGUGACAUUCAUACUUAUUUAACAAGACACAAACAAGUACGAAAACAUAGAUUAAAUAAAAUUCGACAUACUACAUCCAGAGAAUUUGAAAAUUCGGUUUGUUUGCUUGAUGUUAGUAAUGCACUUAUUGAAAUGAACGAUUUAUCCACUAUGGAAGAAAGAAGAAAAUCAAGAAGCCUAAAACAUUGUUCAAAAUAUUUAAGAAAUCAAUGUGGCUACCAACAAAUUUCAAUAAACAAACACAUUAAAACAUCAUCGCAGCAAUUAUCCGAACAUUAUAUAUCAUUAGAUCCAAUAGAUAAAACAAUUUUAUGA